This is a messenger RNA of Ipomoea nil (Japanese morning glory), 749 nucleotides long. RefSeq names its product zinc finger protein ZAT8-like. The record is from RefSeq and is a predicted model, not a curated record. The coding region runs from base 106 to 636 and encodes 176 amino acids. NCBI's taxonomy places the organism in Eukaryota, Viridiplantae, Streptophyta, Magnoliopsida, Solanales, Convolvulaceae. The transcript has a single exon.
GUACACUUUGCUACAACCUAAUUAAGUUCAAAAAACCUUCUCAAACUCCAUACUAAGUAAACACCCAACAACCAAGAAAUCAUCAGAUCAGAUCUAAAUAACAUAAUGACGCUGAAGAGAAGUAGAGAAGAAGUAGCAGCGGGGGCGGAGGCGAUGGCCAUGGCGAAUUGUCUGGAGUUGCUCUCCCGUCCGGCAGGCGGCGGCGGCGGCGAGAAAACGCCGCCGUCAGAAUGGGAAUUCGAGUGCAAGACCUGCCAAAAGAAGUUCAAGUCUUUCCAGGCUCUGGGCGGCCACCGGGCCAGCCACAAGCGCCCCAAAAUCGACAACAAUAAUGUAGUGAAUAUCAAGAAACGACACGAAUGUCCGGUCUGCGGCUUGGAAUUCGGCCUCGGCCAGGCCUUGGGCGUUCACAUGAGAAAACAUCGCUCCGACCAAUCACAUAGUGACGACAAGAAAUCCAAAUCCCCAGAUUUGUUAACAGUGACGACGGUGAAGAACGAGGAGCACAGCGCUGAUGAUGGGAUUAAGAAGAAGGAGAAGCAGCAAGUUUUGUUUGACUUGAAUUUUACGCUUCUAGAGAAUGAUUCCAUUGUACAUAGGAGAUUAGUUCCUAUAACUUUGGAUUUGUUUGUUUAAUUUUGUAGUUAGUACUAUGAUUCAGAGUUGUAAAUUCAUUAGAUUAUUUGUUGAUUGAAUUCAUCUCAUUUUUGCUCAUCAGUAUACAUAUAUGGAAUGAAAUUAGUUAUGUA